AAUGCCAGCUGCUGCCAAAUUGUUUGAUGACGCGCAUAUUGUAGUACAGUAGCGAAACUGGUGUUUGGAUGACGUACUAGAAUAAGAUGGCCGACAUUAGCUCUAUCAACUACCAACAGCACAACACCCGUAUUACUUCUCUAAUGAACUUCUUUCUUAUUUUACGGAAUCGGGAGCUGUAGAUUUUUAUUAGUGUUUUUUUAAGCAUUUCUGAAAAGAAGUCAAUGUAGUAGACGAUCUCUAACGGCUGUUGCGGGUAAUAGGGAAGUUAAAUUGAACGACACGUAAAGUAGAAACAUACAGCUGACGUAUUUUCAGAUUCACUUGUCAGGUGACUGUUCGCAAAGUGUACUAGUGUAGAGUGGACAUUGAUUAUUAGAACAAUGGAAUACGUACUAAUAAAAGAUAUACGGCCGGGCCAGAAAAACAUUAAUGUGGUGUUUAUUGUUCUGGAAGUUGGCCAUCCUACUAUCACUAAAGAAAACCGCGAAGUUCGAACGUUUAAAGUGGCGGAUAGUACUGCUUGUAUGAAUGUUUCAAUUUGGGAUGAACCUGGUCAACUUUUAGUACCGGGUGAUAUAGUUAGAUUGACAAAAGGCUAUGCAUCUGUUUGGAGACAAUGCCUAACACUGUACUCAGGAAAAAAUGGAGACAUUCAGAAAAUUGGAGAAUUUUGUAUGGUUAUAAAUGAACAGUUAAACAUGAGUGAACCAAAUCCUGCUUUAGCUCAACAAAUGAGUAAUCAGAGUGGAUCUGGUCCACCUGGUAGUAAUGUUAACAAUAGCAUUACAAAUAAUGGAAAUGCAAAUAAUAUUGCUGGUCAACCUGGGAGACAACCCUUAGCAAUUCAAAGUAAUUCAACAACACCCGCUAGUGGUACAUCAGGUAGUUCUACAACAACAAAAAGUGGAAAUGGUAGCAAUGGAAGUAAUGGUGGAAAUAGUGGUAAUGCUUCAGGACUCCCAGGUGGAUCUGCAAGAUAUUCUGGUGAUUCAACAGCAAAAACAACAGUUACAACAAAAACUAAUUCUCGUGGUCGUGGGGGCUAUCGAAAUGGUGGCCGUAGUGAUCGUAGAUAACACACAAACAAAAAGCGACUAAUUAUAUAUGUGUAAUAUGAAUAUGAAACUGAUUACAUUCAGGACGACUGUAAUAUAAUGUUUUUGUAACAAUCCUGUAUAUGUGUAUUCAUGAAUCAAUGUAUACGAUAGAGUCUGAUUAAAAGAACAUAUGAGUUGAAGACAAUUAAAUUAAAAACACACUUAAUAUUGUCAUUAACGAUUAAUCAAAUAAUUAAAUUAUUUGAUACAAAUAUUUUUUAUUUAUGUGUGUAUUAAUUUCAUAUUUAAUAAGUUAGUUCUUCAAACAAUUUAUAUUAAGAGAUUGUCUUCAAUUCAUAAUAUAAGUAUCAGAAUUUUUCACAUUCUAGUAAAUUAAUAUAAUAUAUAAUACGAAGUAUGUAAUCUGCAUUUAAUUAGUAAAUAAUUUCGUUUAGUAGUAUUUUAAAAUAUAUUUUAUCAAACAAACAAUUGAAAC
Molecule: messenger RNA, 1536 nt
Organism: Nomia melanderi (Alkali bee)
Lineage: Eukaryota; Metazoa; Arthropoda; Insecta; Hymenoptera; Halictidae
Product: SOSS complex subunit B homolog
Biological process (GO): response to ionizing radiation; double-strand break repair via homologous recombination; mitotic G2/M transition checkpoint
Cellular component (GO): SOSS complex
Molecular function (GO): DNA binding
Source: RefSeq, a predicted model, not a curated record